Messenger RNA from Moneuplotes crassus, 1028 nucleotides. Lineage: Eukaryota; Ciliophora; Spirotrichea; Euplotida; Euplotidae. The record is from the annotation of a GenBank genome assembly.
UUGAAAAUUAAAGAAAAAUUAUAGUCUCAAUAUCAGCCAAGUAGAGAUCGAUUUCCCUCAUAUUUUAAGGAAAUUCGGGAUUAGUGUCAACUCAUAUCAAUUCUAGUUCUAUAAUCUUCACUCUUGUGCUUCUCAUCUUAUUAUUUCACCCAUAAUCUUGGAUGAAUUUAACUGUAAACAUCUUUCAUGAAUCCAAAAUUGCAAGUUUGUAUUCCUGAACCUGAAGGGUUCAGGAAUCAGGACCUUUUAAAUUUGGACCAGCUUAAGGACUUUUACCUUUUUAGAACCCAUACUGAGGUUAUAAAGGAAUCUGAAAUUUUAGCAAAGGAAUUUCGAAAUUUUUGUAAACAUAGAAAGCUUUCUCAGAGUGAUAAAAAGAGGCAUGAACGAAUAAAGUUUAUGAAGAAGAAAUAUUAUUUUAUGUCUCAUAGUGGGAUUUCUGCAAGGCACUAUUAUUAAUCAAAAUAUCAAAUGGGAUGCUAACUUGCCCUAUGAGCUAUCAAAAUUGACAGAAUUGUAAGCAUCCGUGAGACAAUUAUUAGCUUGUAUGUGGCAUGACAAAGCUCUUGAAGAAUCUUCUAUAGUUUUUAGAUGAAAAUUUUGACUAUCUAAUUAUUAUUUUAGUCCUAUUGUGGAUAAAUGUCGAAAGUAAGAAGUUCACAAUUUCCAUGCUUGCUAGAGGCUAUGAACUCCUUACUGACUUAAUUCUAACGAAACAUAGUUUUAACUCUGAUCGUUUAUCCUGCAAAGCUGUUUAACUUAAAAUAUAGCUAAGAGUCUUUGGAGAGACUUAAAAUUGAGAUUCAUUGAAAUUAAUCAAGAAUUGGCAAACCUCAGUAGAAUAAUACUAACAUUUAUGUCUCAUUCCCUCACGUUUGAGGGUUGAAAUCGAAGAUUGCGAAAGAAGUGAUGAGAUAUCUAAUAAAGUGAAUGAUAAAGACAUCAAAAUUAAGUCUUAACUAAGCCUCCUUACAACAUCUGGUGAGGCUUUCUUAUAAUAACACUUAAUAUUUUAAUUGCUUUAUUCC